Messenger RNA from Rasamsonia emersonii CBS 393.64, 741 nucleotides. RefSeq lists its product as uncharacterized. NCBI's taxonomy places the organism in Eukaryota, Fungi, Ascomycota, Eurotiomycetes, Eurotiales, Trichocomaceae. The record is from RefSeq and is a predicted model, not a curated record. The transcript is spliced from 2 exons. Bases 1 to 741 code for a protein of 246 amino acids.
AUGUCAGCUGCUUGGACCACCCCCGCAAAUGAUUUCCUCCACCGGCAGGUCUACCGCCUCGGCGAAGAACGAGGCCUCACAGCGCAGCCGCCAGGGCCUGAUCGCGAUUUUCUCACUCUGACUUGGGGUCCCAUCGUCUACCGGACCACCUAUGCUCCCGACUCUGACCGUCUCUUCCCGCUGUUCCUGCGGGCGUUGAACGACGAGGUCAGGAAAGGCCUGCCCAUUCUCGACGGCACUCCGGAACAACGGGCCAUGCUUGAGCGGACGUAUGCGUCGAAGGUGUUCACCUCUUCCGUCCUUUACGCAGACGCCGAUCAAGACACCAUCCGAGAAGCCUUCCGGGAUUGGAAGCUUUCCCUGUCCUUGCCGCGGAUGAAUCUGCCCGUGCGAUUGAGGAUGUGCUUGAUGGUGGACGAUGCGUGUCUGGCGGAUUUCACCCGGGUUCUCGACACGUCGGCGUCUGCAGAAGACCAGUCGGACUUUUCGGGCUGUCGCAUCAUCGCCGUCGAGUCACUGUAUCCGCAGGAGCUGAGUGACUUUUCACAAGAAACCGAUUCGUCCUACCCUGGCUGGACAACGGUGACCCUUUCGUCUCUCAUGGAGGUCAUUGCAUCUGAUGAUAUGGGUGACGAUACUUACGUUAACCCAUCACGGCAGCCCAUCUUGGAUUUCUCUGAUUCAGCAGUGGCGGUCGAGAUGGUCUCUAGGUCGUCAUUGCUGCCCUCUGCGAACAUGUAA